AUGGGCGGAGGAGCGAGAUAUCCGUAUCCGAAAGCGGUUUGGUCGCCAGCUGGUGGAUGGUGGACUAGGCCUUCAAACUGGAAAUCCAACACUGCGAUUGCGUUCGCUGGCAUCCUCACUGUUGCUUACGGUGUUUUCACCGUUAGCGCUGACAAAGAGCGGAGACUGGUUGAACCAUCUCGAGCCAUCCCCUCUAUGAAGUGGGCAAGGCAGUACCGGGAGCAGAAAGAGGUCGCGCAAGCAUAA
Messenger RNA from Dichomitus squalens LYAD-421 SS1, 246 nucleotides. RefSeq lists its product as uncharacterized. The record is from RefSeq and is a predicted model, not a curated record. NCBI's taxonomy places the organism in Eukaryota, Fungi, Basidiomycota, Agaricomycetes, Polyporales, Polyporaceae. Bases 1 to 246 code for a protein of 81 amino acids. The transcript is spliced from 5 exons.